Messenger RNA from Bufo gargarizans (Asiatic toad), 586 nucleotides. It is a transcript of the gene FAM32A, whose product is annotated as family with sequence similarity 32 member A. The transcript has 4 exons. The record is from RefSeq and is a predicted model, not a curated record. The coding region runs from base 150 to 488 and encodes 112 amino acids. Gene Ontology annotation, cellular component: nucleolus. NCBI's taxonomy places the organism in Eukaryota, Metazoa, Chordata, Amphibia, Anura, Bufonidae.
AUAUCACGUGACUCUCUGACGGCUCUUCCGGAGAGGGGGAAUUACCGGUUGUUGACGUCGGACUCGGAAGGUCCUUCCCGUUCAUGGGAUUUAGCCUUUACCCGUUGUUGCGAAGUGACUAGAGUAGGAGAAGCUGAGGUUCCAGCGAGAUGUCGGCGUAUGAGAGCGCUCAGAAGGGGGCCCUGCGACUCAAAGGAAUCGGGGGUAUCAGUGAGGGGAAAAAGAAGAAAAAGAAAGAUAAAGAUAAAAAUAAGAUGAUGCAACAGAUUUUGACCAACACAAAAAAUGAAGAGGAAAAGAAGAAGCCAGCUUUAGAUAAAAGAACGCCAGCACAGAUUGCAUUUGAAAAGAUGCAGGAGAAAAGACAAAUGGAAAGAAUUUUAAAGAAGGCUUCAAAAACACAUAAACAGAGAGUUGAGGAUUUUAAUCGACAUUUGGACACCCUUACUGAACAUUAUGACAUUCCUAAAGUCAGCUGGACCAAAUAAUCCUAUUUAUACCUUCAUGGACAUGAUACAUUCAUGACAUAAUAUAUAUAUUUUUUUUUUAAACUUGGUGUGUGUCAUUAAAAAAAACUUGUGAACAA